Molecule: messenger RNA, 1461 nt
Organism: Camelina sativa (false flax)
Lineage: Eukaryota; Viridiplantae; Streptophyta; Magnoliopsida; Brassicales; Brassicaceae
Source: RefSeq, a predicted model, not a curated record
AUGUGGAGGAUUUUGGCUUACCCAAUACAUUAUAGGCAAACUGUUGUUGUGCCACUCACUUUCCAUGAGGAAGGCAAACAACCUAUUUAUUACCGAGAAGGUGAGUCUGCACAGAAUGUCAUGGAUCAUGACUCUCUUGAUGAAUCUCAGUUUCUUGCUUUAUUUGAACUUAAUAAGCGUGAUGAAGAAGCUAGACAGUUAUUAUACGAAGAAAUACCAAGCAAGUAUAUUUCGGAUGGGAAGGAGAAAUAUUUUUUCAGAAGAAAAACAAGAACAUUUGCUAUAGGGAGAAUUAUCUACGUUCCUCCUACCAUAGAUGAUGCAUAUCAUCUGAGGAUACUUCUCAAUUCCAUCAGAGGUCCUACCAGUUUUGAUCACAUUAAAAUUGUCAAUGAUGUCGUACACAAAACGUAUCGUGAAGCAUGUUACACUCUUGGGUUGUUAGAUGAUGACAAAGAAUAUAUUGAAGGUAUCAAAGAAGCACAUUUCAUGUGUUCUCCAAAGUUCGUUCGUAAAAUGUUUGUCAGGAUGCUUCUCGCAGCUGUUUUAAGUACUCCUCAUAUUGUAUGGGAAGAAACUUGGGAGAUGUUAUCUGAGUACAUAUUAAGGCGGAAAAGAGUUGAAUUAAAGCGACCAGCUGUAAGGAUAAGGGGAGAAAUAGUGUUGAAUACUGCAUCUAGCAGUAUAUCCUCUCUUUUGUUAGAAGGUGGGAGAACAGCUCAUUCAACGUUUGGCAUUCCUCUUGACGUUCAUGAAGAGUCAAUGUGCAGAAUGUCAAGGUCUUCUGAUCUAGGUGAAUUAGUCCAAGAAGCAAAGUUGAUAAUUUGGGAUGAAGCUCCAAUGAUGAGUAAAUAUUGCUUUGAGACUUUGGAUAGAAGUUUGAAAGGUGAGGAAAGGAUUUACUUAAGUUCAGAUAGUAUUGAUCCUGCAGAUAAAAGGAAUAAAGACAAUCUUGCAUACAGCCCGCAUUUCCUAAACUCAGUUAGGAUUUCAGGAGUGUCAAACCAUGCUCUUCGUUUGAAAAUUGGUUGUCCAGUAAUGUUGUUACGCAAUAUUGAUCCUCAUGGAGGUCUAAUGAAUGGAACAAGACUACAAAUUACACAAAAGGCUGAUCAUGUUAUACAAGCAAGAAUCAUCACUGGUACGCGAGUUGGUAAAAUUGUUCUUUUACCAAGAAUGGUGUUAAUACCAUCAGAUACUCGUUUGCCUUACAAAAUGAGACGCAUACAAUUUCUGAUUAACGUUGCUUUUGCAAUGACUAUUAACAAAAGUCAAUGUCAGUCUCUCUCAAAUAUUGGUUUAUACUUGCCUAAACCUGUCUUCUCUCAUGGCCAGCUAUAUGUAGCUAUGUCCCGUGUAAGCUCUAAAUCAGGAUUGAAAAUCCUCAUUACUGACCCAAAAGAAAAACCUCAAAAGAAAACAAGUAAUGUCGUCUUCAAAGAGGUUUUCCAAAACAUUUGA